Leptopilina boulardi is the source of this 5667-nucleotide messenger RNA. Its product is annotated as zinc finger protein Xfin-like. Gene Ontology annotation, cellular component: nucleus. The transcript is spliced from 12 exons. Lineage: Eukaryota; Metazoa; Arthropoda; Insecta; Hymenoptera; Figitidae. The record is from RefSeq and is a predicted model, not a curated record. The coding region runs from base 400 to 5010 and encodes 1536 amino acids. Gene Ontology annotation, biological process: regulation of gene expression.
UUGCUUCACAUUUUGUUCAUUUCUCGAAUUUUUCGUGACGUUUCAUCGAAUUAAUCUCGAAUAAUCCUGCUGACUUAACCGGAAGUCAUGUGAUUAUAAAAACGAAUAUCAUCUGGGUGCGUAGGAUAACAACGAGGUUCUUCGGGAAGCAUAUAACAUACACGGUCGGAUUUUAUCUUUUAAUUUUAACGUGUUCAUUUGUGAUUUAGUUAUCAGAAAGAAACAAAUAUUUGUAAAGCAAAAUAGGAAAGAUCAACUGGUAGAUUAUUUUUUUUUAUGUGAGAGAGAAUAGUCUUCUUUGACUGAAGUGCAGUUGACAAGGAAUGACAUUGAUGUAUGUGGGACAAAUGAUAAAGGAGGUUUGAGAGAAAAAAAAAAUAAUUGAGCACGAUAAAAAAAAUGUCGGAAAGAUCACCACGAUUGCGUGCGCUACGUCCGAGGCCUCAACAACAACACCAGCAGGCAAAGUCCGAAACGUCACCAAGAAGAAUUGAAGUUAAAAGAAAAGAUGUCAAAGAUGAAGAAGAAUCAAAUGAUGAAACAACAAAUCGUCGUUAUAAUAAGGAACGAAACGUUGAAAUUACAUCAGACAAUGAUCAACAUCCUGGUGAAAGUCCUCGGAAAACAAAUAAAAAAGAUAUCAAGGACAUAGUUGAAGGAGAUUCCUCAGGGGAUGAUAAACAAUAUGAAUGCAAAAUUUGUACUCCACCUAAAAAGUACACAACUCUCAAGCUUUAUAUGCAACAUUUUAAAACAGAACACGAUAGUGAUAAAAAAUCAAAGGAGGAAGGUAAAGAAGUUCAAAUCAAGUCACAUUUAAGGGGGAAAUUUUUUCGAUGUGUCAAAUGUAACUAUAUAACGAAUGUUCGAGCUCGUUUCACAAAACAUGUUAAAUAUCAUUCCAUGCCUAUGAUAAAAUGUGACACUUGUGAUUUUCGUACUCCUUAUAAGUGGAAUUUGGAUCGUCAUACACGUAAUCACGGUGGAGGAGGAGCUUUUCAAUGUCAAGUUUGUAAUUUUACAGCGGAUAUUCGUCAGAGUUUAACUGUUCACGAGACGAAUCAUCAUGAACCUCCUGUUGGUACUGCAAAUCGAAAACCAAAUCCUUUUGACAGGAAGCCAAGAAAUGGUUCGAAACGAUAUAAUCAGGUAGGAGCAAGUGAUUUUCGUGAACCAACACUUCGAUCAAAUGAAAAUACAUCUCAACCGAAAACAAUUUUAUCGCCACCUUCAAAUUCAAUGGAAAGUGUACCGGGAAAUGAAGAAGUAAAUGAUACAUUAGGAGCCGAGUGUAUAUCAUUAAAGUGCGAUGAAAAAGGAUGCCAAUUUAUCACUGCAUGGGAUUCGGAAAUGCAAAGACAUUUAUCUGAGUGCCAUGGCUCUGGUGUUUCCACGAACAAGCAAAAAAAACCAUUACCAAUGUUAAUUCCCCUCAGUCCCGCUAAUGUUACAAAGCCAAAUAAUUUAUCGUCCAAUGAUUCAUCUGCAACACUAUUGAAAGUACCUCGAGUACGAGUCCGACCAGAACUUGCUCAAAUUGCCAGAGAUAAUGAAUUAGCAAAACUUCAAGCUAAUAAGAUAGCAGAAGUGAAGAGAGACUUGGGCAAUAAUAGUUCAUUAUCAUUUCGUCCUAUUGAUUCAUUUGAAAGAAAAAAUGCUUCAUUCUUUGAUAAAUUAAAGGAGAGACUUUCCUCUACAACUGUAAGCAAUGUAAUUCCGGAAAUUGCAGUAACAACAAUUAAUGAUCUUAAGUGCUGGUGUACUUUUGAAGCUUCAAAUUUAGAGGAAUUAAAUCAACAUAAAACAACUCAUCACACUGCCCUAAGUGUUUCUUUGGGUAUUUCACGAUGUCCAAAAUGUAGAAGAAGAUGUAAAAGUUCAAGUGAUUUGGAAAUUCACAUGCGUCAAUGUCGUUCAUCAGAAAAUAAUCAAAAUCAAAAUUCAACUGAAAAUUUAGAAAAUGAUGAGACAAAUUCAGAACAACGAUCAAGUUCAUUUCGCGGUGAAUAUUCAUUUCCAUCACAAAUGGAUUGGGAUUCAAGUUAUGGAGAAACGAGUUCAUAUGGGAAUUCGGUCGAGAAUGUUUCUGCAAAUUCAAGCCGGCGCAGAGUAUUCAAAUGUCCUCAUUGCCCAUUCUGGGCUUCCACAGCAAGCAGGUUUCAUGUGCACAUUGUUGGUCAUUUGAACCGGAAACCGUUUGAGUGCUCGCUGUGCGCCUACAGAUCAAACUGGCGAUGGGAUAUCACAAAGCAUAUCAAACUUAAAGCAGCAAGAGAUCCAGCACACGUGAGUGCUCGGGUUCUCAUGACUGAUGAAACAGGUCGACGUAAUUACUCCAAGUACAACAAGUAUCUUACUCAGGUGGGAGGGAACAACUUGGGAGAUCAAGGAAUUGAAGAAUUAAACGUUGAAGAAGAAGCCGAUCGUUUGGCAAAUUUGAUUACAAAUUCAAAUAAAAAUUAUCUUCAACCACCUGAAUUAACACCAGCACCUGUUGCUGUUUUGAAUACUGAUGCCAAUACCGAAGGAACUUCAAAUGUACCCUUGAGACCUCCUCCUCCUUUAAAAGCUGCGAAUCGAAAUCAGGGUUUUUCUUUAUUAAGAAAAAAUUCAACUUCGCCAACUAAUUUAUCACGUUCAAUUACUCCUGUUUCUUUAUCUUCAGGAAUGGAUGAGCCAAGAAAAUCCGCAUGGAAAUGUAAACGUUGUAAUUUUAAAGAUUCUGAUAGAUCUGUUGUCUUGCAACAUGUAAAAAUGCAACAUUCACAUUCUUCUGAUAGUUCAAACAAUGAUAAGAAUCCUUUUGGUUGCGGAGAUUGUCCAUUUUCAGCACCGGAUUCAGCAACAUUAGCUGUACAUCGAAUGCAUCAUCGUCCUAAUUUGGAUGCUAUUUUUAAAUGUUAUUUUUGUCCUUAUUACGUCACAACAAAGGCAGAACUUUUGGAGCAUUCAAGACUUCAUGGAGAAGAUUUGGCGAAUGUACAUCAGAAUAAUAUGGAAUCGGAAUCGUAUUCAGUUAAUGCAAAAAAACAGUUACAGCAAAAUCUAGACAAUGCAAGCAGAAGCUCUAAGGAUGAUUCAUUUCAAGAACGGAGCUUAUUGUCGCCAACAACAUCGACAGCGUCAGGUGCAAGUCUUUAUAAAAAUCCCGAAGUGCCUUCUCUUCUUCUUGAUACUCGUGAACUUCCAGAUGCGCCAUUAGUUUGGGUCUCACGUCCAGAUGGUGUAAUUGCAAAAAUGUUAAAAUGCCGCCAUUGUCCAUAUGUUUCACAACGUCGAGCCGAAGUUCUCGAUCAUGAAACAAUGCACGCAAAUUCCGCCCUACCGGGACCAUUUAUUGAAUGUCCACAAUGUAGUUUCUCAUGUUCUCGAACUGAUAUUAUGGAAAGUCAUUCGGAUAUGCAUAAAGGUUCUCUGGGAACGGUUCAUUGUCUUGUUGAUGAUUCACGUCCUGAUUCGCAGCAGCUUAAUGAUUUGGCGACUCUUCUUGGUUUAUCGAAACCGCCGGAUAUGGGUGCUGAGCCAGAUUUAGAUGAUUCUCGACUUGUGCAUUGUUGUAGUAAAUGUCCAGCUCGAUUUCUUUGCGAAAAGGAACUUAGAAUUCAUUUUCGAUAUCAUUCCACGGAAUUGGCCUACAAUUGUCAAUGGUGUUCCUAUGCAGCGAGGCAACCGGCACAUUUAUUAUCUCAUCAAAAAGCACACGCUCCAGAAUAUCAGGAGCGAACUCGAUAUUUAUUGUCGAUUUAUGGACAUUCACAGAGGCAUCCACCACCAACGACUGCUUGCAUAGAAGCUGGGGGUCAAGAAUCAGCGGAUGGCAAUUCACCACGUGUCGCUUGGAUUGUUGUCGAAGUACCGGCAACAUCUGAGCAGAAUUUUGGAAAUAAUGUCAUAAAUAAUGGUCCUCGGCCAGCAAAUCAGGUAUACACAUGUGCCAAGUGUCCUGCUCGUUAUUUCAAACUUGAUGCCUUGGAAUAUCAUAUGACACUUCAUGGCUCUAAUAAUCGAUUUAAAUGCUCUGAAUGUGAUUAUUCAUCAAAAACAGCCCAAAAUCUUGUCAAACAUCAAGUGGUACAUCGUCGUCAUACGGAGGCAACAAAUGCAAAUGCCACAGUACGAAUUCCCCCUCCCGAUCCUCAAUUUGGUACAUUUAUGCGUGGAAAUCCAAAUUUUGUUUAUCCCGGAUAUUUACGUAACGGUAGACUAAAGGAGAAACGUUACAAGUGCCAUAAAUGUCCUUCUGCAUUUGAAAAACGUGAUCAAUAUCGUGUGCAUUUAGGUUUACAUGGUGCAAAGCAACGUUAUUGUUGCGGUUCCUGUGACUAUUCAGUGAAAUAUUAUGCCAAUUAUGUUCAACAUCUCAAGAAACAUGAAGCGAAUGCUCUCGCUCAGGCCGAGAGACGUCAAGGUGACGUUGAGACAAUUCCGAUUGAAAAUGAAAUUGAUGAGGGAAUAUUUAGUGGCCGAUGUGGAAAAUCAUUAAAAAAAACAAGUCUCGUGCAAUCUCAAAUUAAUCCCCUUCAAACCUCAAAUCAAGACAAACAAUCUGUGAUGUUAAUGCAGAGGAGGGAAAUGCAAGCUUUAAUUGAAUCUGAACCAAAAUUUCGCUGUCAAUCGUGUCCCUUUUUUUCAAACGACAAAGAUAUUAUGGAUGCGCAUAAAAGGCGUCAUGGAAUUGAUAGAAUGACACCUUCAUGUCCUUACUGUGAUUAUGUUCCAAAGAAGGAGGAAAAUAUUGCUGAGCAUAAUAAAUUGCAUUUCACAAGAAUGUUCAAACCAGAGUCUUAUCUUGUUGUUGAACUUGUAUCGCUUUCCAUGGAGAAAAUAAAUGAAAGCAAUAAAAAAAGUAACGUAGAAAAAGAAAUGAUAUUUCAAGAAUGCGCAGACGGAAAAUAUCUUCCGUCGUUAGAAUCUUCUGCUUGUUUAAAUUCUCCAAAUCCAACUGGAACUCAAGAAAAAAUGAUUAUUGAUCCACAAACGGGAGAGGUAAAACCUCAACGCAACGUGUAAAAUUACUUUUGUAAAUAUAAUUGUUAGUGGCUAGAUACUUUGUUUUCAAGUCAGUAUUAUAAAUAUUGAAAAAUUUUUAUUUUCUAGUUACCUCGACAUUUCAAAAAGGCAAUUUUUUUUUAAAAUUAAGAUGAAAUUUUAUGGAUUUUUUUUUUGUUGAUAAAAUUAUUGUUUUUAAUUUGAUUCUUAAUGAUAUAUUUAUAAUGAGUAAUUUUCAAUUAAUGACAGGAAGACAGGUUUAAUUUUGAUAAUAAAAUUAUUUCAAUAAAAUAAUUAUAUGACUUUAUUACUACGCUUCGUUCGAUGUAAGAAGAAAUUAAAAUUCCUCUUAUUUUAAAUUGUAAAAAAAAUAUGAGGAAACAUAAUUGUAAUAAUAAUAAUAAUAAUAAUAUCUGUCUCACUUUCACAAAAGACGGAAAAAUUUUCAAAUUGAUUACAAUGAGCGUAAAUAUAUAUAUAUAUAUAUUAAAUGUAAAAACAGAUUAAUGUAUUCUGCGACAACAAUUCUUAGAUAUAUAAAAAAUUAUCAACUUUGCACGGUAGACAGCAUUUAUGAGAUUCAAAUUUUGUACAAAUUAACACAAAAUAAAUCAAAACGUAAGCCAUUACUGUACAUAAAUAAAAACUAAAAAUACAAUAAUAACGGUUUUACUUCUA